AAGGGUGGGAGCAUGUUUUGAAUAGUGAGCUAUGGAGAAUGGAAAUUGUACAUAAAGAUGUUUAUGUUCCUUUGUUGCUGAGUUAUUAUGAUCUGCCCUCACCAGUAAGGCAGUGCUUUACAUAUUUAGCUCACCAUCCUAAAGACAUGCGUUUUUCUUCUUGUGAUAUGAUUUCACAUUGGAUGGCACAAGGUUACUUAGGCUUUGAUGAUGAUGAUUCACCAUUGGAACUAAAAGGCUUUGAGUACUUUCAGUGCUUAGAGGCUCGCUGUUUCUUCCAAGAUUUUGAGUAUAAAUAUGAACACCUUAUCUGUAAGAUACAUGAUUUGGUACAUGACUUUGCUCUCUUUUUGACAAGGGGUGAGCUUAUGACAUUGGAGAUCUUCAAAGGUAAUGAAAGUUCAACGAUGAAUAGAGAAAGAACUCUUCGACAUUUGACAGUGGUGGUAGAAAAAGGUCUCUGUUUUCCUGAAUUCAUUCCUAAUGCAGAAAAAUUGCGAAGUGUUGUGGUUUAUAGUAAUAGUAGUGAUGAUUGUGCUGCUAUCAGUGAAAAGGCCAUGUGUAAUUUGUUUAAUCAAGCUAGACGCUUAAGGCUAGUGGAGAUGGUUGGAUAUGGUGGUUCAACUAUUCCAGAAGAAAUAAGAAACUUAUUGCAUUUGAGAUACCUUGACUUGGGUGUUAGCAGAAACCUUAAAAGGUUGCCAAAAGCACUCUUUAGAUUGUACAAUUUGGAACAUUUAUAUUUGAAUUACUGUUAUAAUCUUGAAAGACUGCCCGAUGAGAUAGGAAAUUUAGUCAACUUGAAGCUUCUUCAAACCCCAGGUUGCAACAAAUUAGCUUGCUACCCAAAGGAAGUUGUGAGAUUAACUCGACUUACCCAAUUAUUGGGGCUCAUUGUGAGAAUUGAUCGUGACAAUCCUGAAGAGUUUAGCAUUGGAGAUCUAGCAAAGUUGAAUAAACUUCUCGUGCUUUCUAUGAAAAUAGUGGGAAAUAAAAUCAAUGUGGGCGAGGCUAAAAGGGUGAAGCUUCAAAAUUUGCAGGAGGUGAAGAUAUUGGUGGAUGGGGACAUAGCGGAAGGUGAACAUGUCAUACUUGAAUCCUUAAACAUGUCCUCUGUACCAAGGUACAGAUUUCAAACGGACUACAAUAUGGAUGACGGCUUCAAUGAAUCAAGAAAUGAAUGGUAGGUAACUCUUUCUUUAACUCAUUCUUUGUCAAACAUUAUAAAUAUUUAAUUUCCUUCUUUAUAUAUUAAUCAAAGGCUUUGUGUUGCAGUCUUUACUAUAGCUGGGCGUAAAUGAGAAAGUUGUUGGCGAUGAUGAUGGUGAAGAGAAAAGAUGUCACCUCCUGUACUUCUUUUCCUUUUUGGUACACGUUCCUUGUUGCAACAGACAUUGCGUGGUUUCUUAUUGUCUAAAUCUGCCAUGGUUUAUUUUCUUGAUUUUAUUUGUUUGUUUUUGUUUGUGAGUGGUUUUAUAUCUUGAAAAUUGUUGAACAUUAAGGCUCUGGAUGAUUUCCCAUAAUAGUUAUAUGUGUGGUUUUCAGAUUGAUUAUCUACAUAAUUUGCCAUGUUUUUUUUUUCUUUUUAUUUGUUUUACAUUGAGAUAAUGAUUUAGUUGCUUAUACUUCGUAAGAGAAGGUAUGAUAACAACACUUUUUUUUCUUUUUCAUACUUUUCAUCAACACUCGCGAUAUUAUUAAUCCAUAUAACAUGUGUUUCUUUAUCAUUUAUGUGUAAUAAAUUAAGUUUUUAAAA
Molecule: messenger RNA, 1756 nt
Organism: Rubroshorea leprosula
Lineage: Eukaryota; Viridiplantae; Streptophyta; Magnoliopsida; Malvales; Dipterocarpaceae
Source: the annotation of a GenBank genome assembly